This is a messenger RNA of Aspergillus bombycis, 1038 nucleotides long. RefSeq names its product eukaryotic translation initiation factor 3 subunit F. Gene Ontology annotation, molecular function: metallopeptidase activity; translation initiation factor activity; translation initiation factor binding. Gene Ontology annotation, cellular component: eukaryotic translation initiation factor 3 complex, eIF3m. The record is from RefSeq and is a predicted model, not a curated record. The transcript is spliced from 3 exons. Gene Ontology annotation, biological process: translational initiation. Bases 1 to 1038 code for a protein of 345 amino acids. Lineage: Eukaryota; Fungi; Ascomycota; Eurotiomycetes; Eurotiales; Aspergillaceae.
AUGGCUGAAACUGAUUCUUUCCUUCACCUUGCUCGCCCUCUGGGCCCGAUGGCAGUGGGGUCUGCACCGACAACCGCCCCUCUGAAUGUUGUCAUUCAUCCUCAGGCUCUCUUCUCGAUCCUUGAUCAUUCCCUCCGUCGCAAUGCCGACCAGGAGCGUGUCAUCGGAACCCUGCUAGGUACCAGGUCAGAGGAUGGAACUGAGGUGGAGAUUCGCACUACUUUUGCUGUUGGACACACCGAAACGACGGAUCAGGUUGAGGUCGACAUGGAAUACCAGAAGCAAAUGCUUGCGUUGCAUCUCAAGGCAAACCCGAAGGAAGUGCUGGUCGGUUGGUACGCUACUUCGUCGGAGUUGAACACCUUCUCCGCUUUGAUCCAGAACUUCUACAGCGGCCAAGGUGAUGGGACCUUCCCUCACCCUGCUGUCCACUUGACUGUCUCUACCGAAGCUGGCAAGGAUGUUGAAACCCGCGCCUACAUUUCCGCUCCUGUUGGUGUGACGGCAGAGAGAGCCGCCGACAGCGCUGCCUUUAUCCCCGUCCCCUACGAGAUUCGCUACGGCGAGACUGAAAAGAGCGGUCUGGAAUCUAUUGCUGCCGCUCGCGAUGCUGAAAGCCGUGCCGCGAACAUCUUCACCGAUAUUGAGGCUCUUGAGCGUGCGGUCGAGGAAGUUCUCGGUAUGAUCGACCGCGUUUCCAAGUAUGUCGAAUCUGUCAUCGAUGAGGAGGCUCCUGCAUCGACAGCGUUGGGCCAGUUCCUUCUCAACGCUCUCGCUUUGGCGCCCAAGGUUGAGCCUGCCGAUAUCGAGCGGGAUUUCAACAACCACAUCCAAGACGUUCUGGUUGUGUCUUACCUGGCCAACACCAUCCGUACACAGAUGGAACUGUCCAACCGCUUAGCUACCGCUCAGCUCACCCUUGGCGGCGAGUCCGGCAAUGCAGAGUCCGGCCAGCGCGGAGGUCAGAGGGGCGGCAAGGGAGGCCGCGGAGGGCAGCAGAGGACUCAAGACCGGAGUGGAGAGGAGGCUCGCGCGUAA